AUGGCAACAGAACGGUCCUCAACCCCACCUUCGCAGCCCAAGAUCUCAGGGGCAGGGCAACUUCCCCGCGCUCCUCUCACUCCCGAACAACAACGGAAGAUGGAAAUCAAUCGCAUGAAAGCUAAAGCUCUUCGGGAGAAGCGUGAAGCCGAAAUAUCCCAAGCUGCUCCAAAUACCUCUCAGCCCGCUCCAGGCACCAAGCGCUCAUUCACCUCGAUGGCGGUAUCCAGUCAGCCUGCUAAUAUGCGCGAUGCCUCUUCCUCAAAUCGUCCCCUGGACUCGAUCAAGCCAGCCCGCAACUUCACACGCUAUGUCGACUAUGAUUUUAGCAAGAUGACCGAUACGAAGGGUGGAUUUUUGACUCAGGAGGACGACCCAUUCAAUAAACAACUACACGUGCCGGAUGAUCAAGAAGUUCAAAAGCCAGCACAUAUGACGCAGAAGGAGUGGGAACGCCAUCAGAUAGUCCAAUCACUAAAACGAAAUCGGGAGGGACCCUUUGAACCAGGUCUAAGUGUUCUAGAUGAUAAAAGCAAGCAGAAAACAUGCCGUGAAUGUGGCAGUCUCGAAAUAGAUUGGAAAUGGGAGGAAGAACUGAAGUGUUGCAUCUGUCAUGCUUGCAAGGAGAAGCACCCAGAGAAAUACAGUUUGUUAACCAAAACGGAAGCCAAAGAAGACUAUCUCUUGACAGAUCGUGUGUACCUACUUGUCGCCUUUGAAAAGAGAGAUGUGCUAACCAGCCUGGGAAUAGCUGAACUCCGAGACGAAGAGCUCCUUCCACGUCUCGAGCGUCCGAAUCCACACAAGUCUACAUGGAACAGCAUGAUGUUGUAUUUACGAUAUCAAGUCGAAGAAUAUGCGUUUUCUGAAAAGAAAUGGGGCUCAACAGAGGCGCUGGAUGCCGAGUUUGAGCGGCGAGAAAAUGAUAAGAAACGGCGGCGAGAGGCCAAAUUUAAAACGAAGCUGCAGGAGCUGAAGAAACGCACACGUGUGGAGGCCUACCGACGAAAUCGACAAGGUGCUUCGGGCGGAGAAUUUGGCGACGAUCUCGGUUCUGGGCGGAAGCAUGUUCAUCAAUGGGGGCGAUCCAUUGAGAAUCCAGAAACUGGAAUUGGUGUCAAGACGUGUAUAGAAUGUGGAAUGGAAGUGGAAGAGCUCGAGUUCUAG
Messenger RNA from Penicillium griseofulvum, 1167 nucleotides. It is a transcript of the gene rad14, whose product is annotated as DNA repair protein RAD14. NCBI's taxonomy places the organism in Eukaryota, Fungi, Ascomycota, Eurotiomycetes, Eurotiales, Aspergillaceae. The record is from RefSeq and is a predicted model, not a curated record. The transcript is spliced from 2 exons. Gene Ontology annotation, molecular function: damaged DNA binding. Gene Ontology annotation, cellular component: nucleotide-excision repair factor 1 complex. Gene Ontology annotation, biological process: UV-damage excision repair; nucleotide-excision repair, DNA damage recognition; base-excision repair. Bases 1 to 1167 code for a protein of 388 amino acids.